CUUAGCUAGUGGAACGGCCGUUCCCCGCCUCAUCAUGCGAGGGAUCUGGAGCCAAGUGAUUACCCUAGGGGUAAUUUUACAAAUCGCUCUAGUUUCGGGAAAGGCAUUAAUUCCUCAAAAUCAACAAACACAGCAACAGGUGGAACGGAAUUCUGAAGUAGGUAAUACUGCUCAGAAGCGAGUUGGCUACGACUACCCAGCCCCACCGCUCGAUCUCGUCAAUCCUUUCCAAGAUCAUGAUGACUUGCAUUCUCACGACAACCACCACGAAGUAAUCGAACACCACGAUGAGCAUGAUCACCACGGCUUUGAUGAUCACGAGCAUCACGAACAUCAAGAGCACAAUGACAUUCAUGAGGAGCAUCAUGUAGAGGAGCACCAUGAGCACCACGAUCACCACGAUCACCAUGACCACCACGACCCUGGCUAUUGGAAGAAGAAACUGAUUUGGAAGCCUGGGUGGAAAAAAAUCUGGAAGCCUGCCAAGAAACAAAUCUGGAAACCUUCUUGGAAAAAGAUUUGGAAACCAGUCUGGAUACCUACAAAACGUCCCGUUUGGAAAGAAAUUAAAGUUCCAGACUGGAAGAAGAUCUACAAACCUGAAUGGAAACCGAUAAAAGUACCCGCUUGGAAGGAAGUAAAAGUUCCCGACUGGAAAAAAAUCACGGUUCCAUAUUACAAGGACAUUGUAGUACCGGGUUGGAAGGAAAUACAAGUACCUGCGUGGAAAAAGGUUUGGAUCCCUGAAUGGGUCAAAGUAGGCGUGCCUGGUGAGAAAUAUUUAGGAAAGGAUCACGAUGGAUGGGAAUAUACGUCUCAUGAUCUCUGGAAGAAAAAACUAAUUUGGAAGCCUAUUUGGAAAAAAUACUGGAAACCAGCUAAAAAGCAAAUAUGGAUUCCAGACAAGAAAUUAGCAUGGAAAGACGAGUGGAAGCAAAUUUGGAAAACCGAAAAGAAACAAACAUGGAUCGAUGACAAGAAAUUAGUAUGGAAAGAAGCUUGGCAACAAAUUUGGAAGCCAUCUAAAAAGUUGAUCUGGGUACCUGACAAGAAGUUAGAAUGGAAAGAAGCUUGGAAACAGAUUUGGGUACCAGCUUGGAAGGAGAUCUGGGUUCCAGGUGUCAAGAAAAUCUGGAGACCUGUUUGGAUCUCCGAAUGGUUCCCAUCUCCUGAUCAUCAUGAGCACCAUCACGAGUCUCACGGAUGGGACAGAAGUGACGUCUCCGACAACAAUGCAGCAGCAAGCCAAAAAUCUGUGUCCGUGCAGCAACCUGAUCAGAAAGCGGCGCCGAAGAAGUCACAACAACAGUCGUGGCUAUUCCCCAAAUAAUUUAUAUCAUAAAUUAUAUGCUUCUUCUGUAGAUUUUAAUCAUCGAAUUAAUCCGUCUGACGGAUAAAAAGCGCUUAGAUGCGUUAGAAGCCAUAUAAUGUCAAGACUGUAAAACAGCUACCACAGGCGUCCAGGAGCGAAGAGACUAUCCCAUCACAGCUACUCACUUAGGUAACGAACAUUUGUUUUACCAUUAUGAUAUGCCAAGCGAAAAUUGUGAGUCAGCGAUGCGAUUGUGUCUUUGCUCGGAAAUAUUUUUCUCAUACAAAAAGACAUACGUACAAAUGUUUUGACAAUAUUAUUUAUGGUAAGCUUUAAACUGUUGUGUAGUUACCUUAGAUCAGUCUUAUUGUAGAGUAAGUUGAGAGCUUGUUGUCCGUACCCACUGAUGCUAUGUGUUUUGUUGUUUAUUAGCUAUGUUAAGUCUUAGAUUAGGAUUUAGUUUUUAAUUUUGCGGAACCAAUGAAAUAAAUAAUUACGUUUUAUUAAAAUA
This is a messenger RNA of Trichoplusia ni (cabbage looper), 1823 nucleotides long. RefSeq lists its product as uncharacterized. The record is from RefSeq and is a predicted model, not a curated record. The transcript is spliced from 2 exons. The coding region runs from base 35 to 1330 and encodes 431 amino acids. NCBI's taxonomy places the organism in Eukaryota, Metazoa, Arthropoda, Insecta, Lepidoptera, Noctuidae.